This is a messenger RNA of Trichophyton verrucosum HKI 0517, 1716 nucleotides long. RefSeq lists its product as uncharacterized. Gene Ontology annotation, molecular function: phosphoglycerate dehydrogenase activity; NAD binding. The record is from RefSeq and is a predicted model, not a curated record. Gene Ontology annotation, biological process: L-serine biosynthetic process. The coding region runs from base 1 to 1716 and encodes 571 amino acids. Lineage: Eukaryota; Fungi; Ascomycota; Eurotiomycetes; Onygenales; Arthrodermataceae. The transcript is spliced from 3 exons.
AUGGCAGCUCCUGUAACCAACGGUCUUCCACCUCGUCCUAAGGUCCUCGUGCCGGAGAAGCUAUCUCCAGAUGGCCUUGCCCUACUAAAGUCGAGCUUAGACGUCGACGAGCGUCAGGGGUUGACAGCUGAUGAGCUCCUGGGGAUCAUCCCGGAGUACGAAGCGCUCCUCGUGCGCUCGGCUACCAAAGUGACAGCAUCAGUCCUUCAAGCCGCAUCCAAGCUCAAGGUUGUUGCCAGAGCCGGCGUAGGCGUUGACAAUAUUGAUGCUGAUGCCGCAACCAAGCAAGGCAUAGUUGUUGUCAACUCGCCCUCAGGCAAUAAUGUUGCUGCAGCAGAGCAUACCAUUGCGCUGUUGAUGUGUAUGGCCAGGAACAUACCAGAUGCAUGUUCGAGUCUGAAGAGCAAUAAAUGGGAGAGGAGUCGGCUGGUUGGUGUGGAAGUUCAGGGCAAAACUUUGGGAAUCAUUGGACUUGGGAAAGUCGGCUUGAUCGUGGCUCGCCUGGCCAAAGGGCUGGGGAUGAACGUCAACGCCGUUGACCCUUAUGCCUCGUCAGCAGUCGCUGCGUCUGCUUCCGUCACUUUGAUGCCGUCUCUCGCCGAGCUUCUCCCUACCGUCGACUUCUUAACUAUCCAUACCCCGCUAAUUGCCUCUACAAAGGGCAUGAUUUCAAGCGCCGAAUUGGCCCAGAUGAAACCCGGCUCGCGCAUUUUGAAUGUGGCUCGAGGAGGGACCAUAGACGAGCCAGCCCUUCUGAAUGCCCUUGAAACCGGACACAUCGCCGGAGCAGCGUUAGACGUGUUUGCAACAGAACCCCCUACGUCUGGCUCGGCUUCAGCACAACUGAUUGCCCAUCCUCGGGUAAUUCCAACUCCUCACCUGGGAGCCUCUACGGUUGAAGCGCAGGAGAACGUCUCAAUAGACGUGUGCGAGCAAGUGCUUCAGAUAUUGGGUGGCUCUCUACCGCGAAGUGCCGUAAAUGCACCCCUUAUACUACCGGAGGAAUACAAAAAGCUCCAGCCGUAUGUCCACCUUGUCGAGAAAAUUGGAAGCAUUUAUACUCAGCAUUAUGGGUCGGCAAAAAGCCCUCUCUCGAACCGGAAUACCUUUGAUCUUAUAUACGAAGGCGAGGUCUCAGAGAUGAACAAUACGAAACCCCUCUUUGCUGCUCUUAUCAAGGGGCUUAUGUCCCCUAUCAGCAAAGACCUGAACGUGAAUAUUGUCAAUGCUGAGCUGGUUGCUCGAGAACGAGGGAUAGUAGUCAACGAGCAGCGUUCAAGGGAUAGCCCAUCUCACUCUUACUCCUCUCUCAUAACUUUGGUCGCACGGGCGGCAAAGGUGAAUGGGGAUAGCCUAGGAUCCAGCCAUCAACAUGACUAUAUCAUUUCCGGGACUUGCUCUGAAUCUCAACCCUUGAUAUCACGCAUUGACCGGUUUGCCACAUCCUUCGUCCCUGAAGGAACGCUUUUGAUAUGCCAUAACUUUGAUUCUCCUGGCAAAAUCGGAGUUGUUGGUAGUAUAUUAGGGAAAAGGGGGGUUAAUCUUAACUUCAUGAGUGUUGCUCCGAUCUCCAAGGGAAAAAAACAGCAGAAGGAAAUCGAUUCCUCAGACGAGGCACUGAUGAUCCUGGGCGUUGAUAGGACUGUGGAUGAAUGCGUGGUAAAGGCUCUUGUGAACGAGGGUGGAGUGUUGAGCGCCAGUGUAGUUUCUCUUUGA